This is a messenger RNA of Eublepharis macularius, 4928 nucleotides long. Its product is annotated as zinc finger protein 420-like. The record is from RefSeq and is a predicted model, not a curated record. The transcript is spliced from 9 exons. The coding region runs from base 114 to 2741 and encodes 875 amino acids. Gene Ontology annotation, biological process: regulation of transcription by RNA polymerase II. Gene Ontology annotation, molecular function: RNA polymerase II cis-regulatory region sequence-specific DNA binding; DNA-binding transcription factor activity, RNA polymerase II-specific. Lineage: Eukaryota; Metazoa; Chordata; Lepidosauria; Squamata; Eublepharidae.
UUCCGAUUUGGAAGGAGUCUGUGGCGAGUUUUUAAAUCCCAAGUGAAAAGAAUGAAAAGCUACUGACACUAACCGCUGACGCCCUUUUUGAAUGUGGUUUAGUGAUAACCUUGAUGAAUGCUGACUUAGAGGGCAGACGACCAAGAUCAGAGAGGCGCCUGAGUUCAUUUCUUCUUUGCACAGGGCUGAAAACAGCUGCUAUGGAGCCAGAUCAGGAAAUGGUGACAUUUGAGGACGUAGCUGUGCACUUCACCUUGGAGGAAUGGGCGUUGCUGGAUCCAGGCCAAAGAGAUCUCUACUGGGAGGUCAUGCUGGAGAAUUAUGAGAUGGUGGCUUCUUUGCGAGGACAUCCGAGUUCUAAAUCGGAUUUCACCUCCUGGUUGCCAAGAAAAGACCUCUUUAUCCAGGGCUCUGCAGAAGAAGACAGACCAGCAGAUGAUGGGAACGUCAGAGAGCUCCGAAUUCAACAGGAAAGUCCUGUCUCAGAAGAAUAUAUGGAAGUUCUACCAAGAAGAAACCAAAAAAUUAUUUCCGUCCCCAUUGCAACCAGCAGUGAGAGUGAACAGUCAAGUCCUGUCUCAGAAGAAUACACGGAAGUUCUACCAAGAAGAAACCAAAAAAAUAUUUCUGUCCCCGUUGCAACCAGCAGUGAGAAUGAUGUUUGGGAGUACAAGAAUGAAGCAGAACCAUCAAAAGUCUUGUUGGACAGAGCCAAGGGGAUACACAACCUGAGGAAUCCAAGUAGACCAAAUAUGCAGGAGGGAAAAAAGAGACAGAAGCAGGAGGAUCCGUCGCAAGGCUAUCAACGGGAUACUUUUAAAGGAACAAAUGACAAAUGUGGGGAAGGUUUCGCUCUUAAUGAACAACUAAGAAUCCAAAGAGAGACUCAUGAUAAAUGUCUGGAAUGUGGGAAGUGCUUCUUUCGGAGAUCAUGCCUUGGCCGACAUCAAAGAAUACACACGGGGGAGAAACCACACAGUUGCCCAGACUGUGGCAAGAGCUUUGCUCAUAAAUCGAGUCUUAUUCAACAUCUAAGAAUUCACACAGGAGAGAAACCAUAUCAUUGCUUAGAGUGUGGGAAGAGGUUCAGUCAGAGUGCAUAUCUUAGUCAACAUCAAAGAAUUCACACAGGGGAGAAGCCAUACAGCUGCUCAGGCUGCAGUAAGAGCUUCUCUGAUAAAUCAAGCCUCAUUCAACAUCUAAGAAUUCACACAGGAGAGAAACCAUUCAAAUGCAUGGAGUGUGGGAAAAGCUUUGGACAGAGCAACUAUCUUAAUCGACAUCAAAGGAUUCACACAGGAGAGAAACCACAUAGCUGCUCGGAUUGCGGCAAGACUUUCUCUGAUAAAUCAAGUCUUGUUCAACAUCUAAGAAUUCACACUGGAGAGAAACCAUUUAAAUGUCUCGAGUGCGGAAAGAGCUUCUGUCAGAAGGCACACCUUCAUCAACAUCAAACAGUCCAUACAGGGGAGAAACCGCAUGGCUGCUCAGUGUGUGGAAAGAGCUUUUCGGUUAAAUUCAGUCUUCUUCGACAUCAAAGAAUUCACACUGGGGAGAAACCAUUUAAAUGUUUGGAGUGUGGAAUGAGCUUCCGUCAGAGCACCUAUCUUAGACAACAUCAAAGAAUCCACACAGGAGAGAAACCACAUGGUUGUUCGGAGUGUGACAAAAGCUUCUCCCAUAAAUCAAGCCUUAUUCAGCAUCUACAAAUCCACACAGGGCAGAAACCAUAUAAAUGCUUUGAAUGUGGAAGAAGCUUCAGCCAGAGGACAUGCCUUAGUCAGCAUCAAAGGAUCCACACAGGGCAGAAACCAUAUAAAUGCUUUGAAUGUGGAAGAAGCUUCAGCCAGAGGACAUGCCUUAGUCAGCAUCAAAGGAUCCACACAGGGGAGAAACCAUAUAGCUGCUCAGAGUGUGGCAAGACCUUCUCCCACAAAUCAAGCCUUAUUCAGCAUUUAAGAAUUCACACGGGGGAAAAACCAUUUAAAUGUGAAGAAUGUGGGAAACACUUUGCCACUAGCUCUCACCUUAUCAAUCAUAAAAGGGUCCACACAGGAGAAAAACCUUAUAAAUGCCUGAGUUGUGGGAAAAGCUUCACAGAGAGAGGAAACCUCCUUAAGCACCAGAGGACCCACACAGGAGAGAAACCAUACGAAUGCUCUGAUUGUGGCAAGGCCUUCGGCAUCAGCUCCCAGCUUAUCAGCCAUAAAAGGGUCCACACGGGAGAGAAACCGUACGAGUGCUUGGACUGUGGAAAAAGCUUUUGCACCAGCUCUCAGCUAGUCCGCCAUAACCGAGUGCACACAGGGGAGAAACCAUAUGAAUGCGCUGAGUGUGGGAAAACCUUCAGUCAGAGGUCAUACCUUGUUGGUCAUGAGAGAACCCACACUGGAGAGAAGCCAUUUAAAUGCUCGCAGUGUGGGAAGUGGUUUUCUCAUCGCUCGGACCGCCUGAGGCAUGAGAAAAUCCACACAGGUGAGAAACCACACAAGUGCUUGGACUGCGGGAAAGGGUUCAACCAGAAAGGGUCCCUCAUCACACACCAGAGGACGCAUACAGGAGAGAAGCCGUACGAGUGUUCCGAGUGUGGGAAAAGCUUCAAUGACAGGGGCUAUCUCAUCACACACAGGAGAACUCACACGGGCGAAAAGCCCUAUGAAUGCACAGAUUGCGGGAAAAGCUUCAGUAGAACGUCGCAUCUUACGGCACAUAAAAAAACCCAUAUAGGGGAGAGAUCAUAGAAUUACCUGGGAUCUCAAAUUUCCCCAUAAACUCAAUUUCAGCAGAAGCGAGAAUACAGGGAUUCUCAGAAAGAUGGGGAGACUGUGGACUUCAAACGUCAGAUAAUGGGGAAAGUUUUAUCUGGAGCUGAAAAUAAGCACGAGCAUCAGACAAUCACACAGGAACUAAAAACCUGGGAAGCAGUACUCAUGUCUGGUAAACACACCCUGUAAGGGGGUAUUAGAAUAUCUGAACUGGACACAGGACUUUUGGUAUACUCACCACCAGAAAAACCAGCUAGGUCAGAGGGGCCGUGUGGUCCAGUGUCCCGUUUCCAGUGGGGGACAGGCAGAGACCUCCACGCGAAGCGUGAUGGCAAUAGCUCAGUUGUCCCUCCCCAGCUGUUGGUAUUGAGGUACACUGCCUCUGAACAUGCAGGUUCCAUUUGACUAGUUCUCUUCUCUACGAAUGUGUCUAAGCCCAUUUUGAAGCUAUGCACCCUUACUCCAUGUGGCAGUCAAUUCGUAAGUUGUGUGUUGUGUGAAGAAUUUCCUUUUGUUUGUUCUGAAUUUACUGCUAAUUUCAUUGACCCGAGUGCUGGGGAGGAAAAAGGGGAGCGGAUUCUUUUUCUUCCCACGUCAUGUCCCUCCGGCAGCCCCCCUUUUUUCCCUCUAAACUAAAAUGGUCCAAGCUCUGUAGCCGUUCCCCCUGUAGCCUUUCCAUUCUAUUGCACUUUUCCAGCUCCCCAGUAAUUUUUUUGAGAUGCAGCAACCAGAACCAGCUCGCUAUAUAAUUCUUGUUAAAUAAAUAAAAACUGUACCCAGUAUUCCAAGUGUGGCCACACCAUCUUGGCAAGGGCAUUUUGAUACCAGCCAUUUUUUAAAAAUCCAGUUCCUAGUGUUGAAUCCACUGCAUUACUAGGCUCUUUCAUAGGUAGCCUAUUGAUGGUUAUGGUUUUUGUUGUCACAAUGUGACUUUACACUCAUUUGUCCCCCCUCAGUUUGAAGAGAUUAAGGAGAUUUCAAUAAGAAGGUUGCUUAUUGGCAGUUAAAAAAUCUAACAGACUGGUGAGGCAGAACUUCAUUUGCGGAAGCUCUGGUCAUUCUUCCUUCACAAGGCUUCUUUUUCUUUAUGCUGUUUUACCUAAAAUAAGUAUUUCCAUCAGUAUAUUUGACACAGAUGUUAGGGUGCUGGGCCUGUCAUUAACUCUGAGCUCCAAGCUGUUGGAAAGGUAGGAUAUUCUUUGCAGAUUCUCCUUCAGCAAGCCUUGUUCUGUUUAAACCCAUCAAGCUUGACUAGUGCUUUUAACCUGUUUUCUUGCCUCCGCAUUAAUCUAGCAGCUCUGUCAUUUCUUAAAUUUGCCCAUCAUAGAUCCUUUAAAAACACUGGCUGCCUUCUGGACUGCUGCUAAGGAGUCUGAUGUUUUUUUUUAAAAUCACUUGCAUUUUCUUUUUAUGGAAAUGGUCAGGAAUUUUACGAACUUUCAGACACAAUGACGUGAAAAUAAUGAUCCCAGUGACAUAUUAAUUUUAGCCAUCUCUAAAACUCCAUUCUUUUUUCUAUUUGACACAUUCCCUGGAUGCCAUCCCUGACCACAAGGGCUCCCAUAAGGGCUCCUCCCAACAUUUUCUGUAUUGUGAAAGCAGAUGCCUCAGCAGUUUUGGCGAAGCUGCUGAAGUCGCGAGAUGUAAAAGACAUACAGGAAGGUUGAUGUCAUUGGGAGCAUUAGGAGAGACUUUCUAGCAAAGGGCCAGAGCAGUUUGAAUCUACGGGCUGUGUGCUGUCCCUUGCCAGAGGUCUCCAGGCAGAAGCUAGAUGGCUCUUACUGGAGAUUUGCUAACCUCAGAUUUCCUGUGGUAAAAGGGCGGCUGCACUAGGUGGCCUCUACGUCCCCUUUAAUUCUAGGGUUUUCUAAUCCAUCACGAUUUCUACCUUUUAAUUUGCUCUACUUGAGAAAAUGAAGUUGAGGAAUAGGGCUGGAAAGAACCCAGAGUCUUGUCCGGACAUGUGAAAAUCUGAAAAUUUCCUUUCUAGUACUGAUAAUUUGGCUGGCUGCCAUAGGGUAAGUUCCUUUCAGUUUCUUGGCAGUGGUUGCUUGAUAUAAGUUUGUUAGUCCAAACAGAUCUACUUUGUGUUUGAGUUCAGCUGGAAUUAUCUGUCCAGGGAUGUUGGCAUGGAAUGCUUGAGAAAUAAAUAUAAAAAUUAAA